This is a messenger RNA of Gadus chalcogrammus (walleye pollock), 901 nucleotides long. RefSeq names its product cytokine-like protein 1 (gene cytl1). NCBI's taxonomy places the organism in Eukaryota, Metazoa, Chordata, Actinopteri, Gadiformes, Gadidae. The coding region runs from base 90 to 530 and encodes 146 amino acids. The transcript is spliced from 4 exons. The record is from RefSeq and is a predicted model, not a curated record. Gene Ontology annotation, biological process: positive regulation of transcription by RNA polymerase II.
CUGUCUUAAAAACGCCACAGAACAACCAGCUCCACAUACUUUCAGGGCUCCCAGACCCCAGUAACAUUUCGUCUGGACAGAGCAACACAAUGAAGCUUGGACUUGCCACCGUGGUGUGUUUCCUCAGCUGUGUGUGGUGGUCUGAUGGUGCGCCACCAACCUGCUAUUCCAGAGCGCUGGGUUUGGGCAAAGAAACCAUGUCUUUGCUGAAUAAGAUCCAUACCUAUCAUCGCACGAAAGCCUGUGCGGAAGUUUUGCCAACGAUCUUCAUUGAUAUUCACAAUGCCUGCAUCACAGCAAAGCUCCGGGAUAUCCUCUAUGUGGUGUUAAACCACCCAGAUCAGCAAUGCAAAGAGCGCCCCCGGAUCGUCCUUCUCAAACGCAAACUGGAGAACCUGUACUCCAUCAUCAGCAGGAUUUGUUAUCGGGACCUGGUGUUUUUCUCGGAUGACUGCGAGGCCAUAGAUACUGGACACAUCACACAAAGCUACGGGGAGGACCGGCUGCAGCUCCUGGUGGAAGAGCGCUGAGCGGCCCCCUCAUGGAGAAUGCAUUGGGCCUGCACAUAUUCUGUCAACAUGUAGCCUAGUGUCACAACACACAUUUUACCCUCUUGGAGGUGUUGAAGCUGGGACAAAGGGACCGAUAGACUGGUAGAGUCCUCCUGCUUUUAUCUGUGCUUUCAUACACCUACAGCAUUGCACCAUAGUGGGGCAUAGGCUCCACUUUUUGAAAAGUCACAUACCCUGCUUGAUUUGUAACAACGUGAUACCAAGUAACUUGUUAAGGAUAGAUUGUUCACAAUAUACAAUGUAAUGUACUAUGGGUACAAGAUAUGAAAUGUAUUUGUUUUGUAAAUAAAAAAAAAUGCAAAGAUUACAGUGAGCAAGUGGGUUGCUUC